Anguilla anguilla (European eel) is the source of this 4673-nucleotide messenger RNA. It is a transcript of the gene ccdc177, whose product is annotated as coiled-coil domain containing 177. The transcript is spliced from 3 exons. Bases 607 to 3150 code for a protein of 847 amino acids. The record is from RefSeq and is a predicted model, not a curated record. Lineage: Eukaryota; Metazoa; Chordata; Actinopteri; Anguilliformes; Anguillidae.
AAAUGUCGCGAUCGAACACGCAUGCCAUGUUUUGGAACAAUAAGGUGUUCUCAAAAUAAUAUAUGGAAAAAUGAAUGCAUUUCCGUAAACUUCCUUGUUUAUAGGUCUGUACAUUAAAUAAUCUAAAUAUAUCGCCGGAGGAAACGAAACCUAAAGCUGCACAUCGUCCGCGUAGGCUACGUGAGCCGCGGAGCCGAAACGUGAAAAAUGAAAACAGACAAAGGGGACAUUGACGAUAUUCUUAGUAUCUGGUGGCAAGGAGGCGGGGCUAGGAUGCUAGCUCAGAAGUGAUGCAAGUGCUGCGGGUACGGGACCGUGAUGAGAGCCGAAGCCAAGCAGGUUCAGCCCACCGAAUGCAAUACGAACGGAUCUUACUAGAAGGGCUCUGUUUCGUGAGAUUAUUCGGGCCCAAACACAGAAAGGAAUAGCCUACACCGUGUGCUUCGCGUCGGUGUGGUUGAGACUGUCGCGUAUAAACCGGAGGGUCGACGGCCGGGGACUUACUUCUGUAACCUGAUAUUAUGCCUAGUGCGGGACCGACGAUAUCAGGACACGCUUGGAACAAAGCAUUGGUUCUGAAAACAGUCGGCGACUGGGAAGCCAGCCAUGGUUGACCCAUCGGAAGCGGAAGAGCAGGGGAAAGGCAAAGGACCCGGGUUCGAGACGCCCAGCGCAGCCUCCGAAGCGCCGUGCAUGCCCGAGGAGAAUGGGAGCGGGGGGGUGGCGGCGGGGGCGGCGGGGGCCAUGGAGGAGGAGGGGGGCGCAGAGAGCAGCCUGGGCAUGGCUCCACCACCCCCCCAGCCGUCGCCGCCCCCGCCUUCCGUCCAAGGGCCUCCCCCGCCCCAACCCCCUCAGGGCCGGGAGCGGGAGCAGUCCCCCAAGCUGCACCUGGACCUGUACAACUUCGACUCGCCGGCGGCGGAGGGCAGCCGCUACGUGCUGACCAGCCCGCGCUCCCUGGAGGCGUGCGCCCGCUGCGGCGUGAAGCCCGUGGAGCUGCUGCCCCGCCCGCUGGCCGACUUCGCCCGCGAGGCGCCGGGCCGCUCCAUGCGCGUGGCGACGGGCCUCUUCGAGGUGCACGAGCGGGACCGCCACGCCAAGCUCAAGCAGUGCCGCGAGGAGCGCGAGAAAAUCGUCCGGGAGGAGAAGAGGCGGAUUCUGAGCCUGACCGCGGCCGGCGUCGGCGGCGGCGGCGGCGGCAGCACUUCCUCCAGCCCUCCGGAAGGUUCCCCGGGUUUGGCCAGCUCUGGCCAGGCCUCUAAAACGGGCCCAAGUGACCCCGGUCAACCUUCUAAAAGCAUCCCGAGAAGCUCAGGUCACCCUCCUACCAGCGUCCCCCUGAGCUCAGCUGCACCGCCUAAACCUGCCGUCAGCGAUUCUGGGAAACACGCCAAGCCGCUUCCCGCGGCGUCCGAGCUUCAGUCGAGAACCCUGCCCUCCGCUCAGUCCCCCGCAGCCGCCUCGAUGUCGAGAAGUCUGACCUCCAAACCCGUCGCGGGACAGGCCGCCACGCGGGUGUCCGGCAGCAGAUCCGCCAACACGUUCCCCAGAUCGACCCCAAAGCCGGCCUCCGCGUUCCCCAGGACCCCGACCGCCGCGGCGCCGACCGCGGUCUCCGGGACGACCGCGGCGUCCGUCAACGGCCUGUCGGCUGCCGCGUUCGCGCAGACCAACGGCCUCCCGUCCUGCCAGCCCCGGAAGCGGGGGAAGAGCCAUUCGCUGGAGUCCCUGCAGCGGCAGCGGGACACCGCCUGCUCCUCCACCACCACCACCACCACGACCACCACCACCGCCACCACCACACGCACCUCCUCGGAGUCCGGCGCCUCCUCCUCCUACAGCUGGGAGGGGCCGCGGGGCCGCGACCGCUGGGCCAAGGCCUCCAGCCCCCGGGCCCGCACCGUGGCGGCCUUCAACUCCCUGAUGGGCCGCAGCCUGAGCCUGGGCGACCUCAGCCACUCCCCGCAGACCACGCAGAAGGUGGAGCGCAUCGUCCGGGAGGUGAAGCGGCGGGGCCUGAAGUCGGUGUCGGAGCGCGACCGCAAGAUCGCGGCGCUGAUGCUGGCCAAGCACCAGGAGGAGGACAUCAUGAGCCAGACGCGCUACGUGGCGCACCUGCAGUGGGACAGCGAGCGGCGGCUGGAGGAGCUGCGGCGGGAGCGGGAGGACCGGGAGAAGCAGCGCGCCGUGCAGCACUGCCAGCGGGCGUGGCACUCGCAGGUGUCCAGCCGCCAGCGCCGCCUCACCCAGCAGGAGCGCGAGGCGGCCGCCGCCAAGCUGCGGCAGGCGGAGGAGAGCGAGGGGCGCUGGCGCGAGCUGGCGGAGCAGCAGGAGCGCAGCCGGCAGCAGCGGCUGCGGCAGGCCGCGCAGGAGGAGCGCCAGAAGAAGCAGCUGCAGGAGCAGAACCUGCGGGCGCUGGAGGAGGAGCGGGCGGCCGUGCAGGAGCAGGAGCAGCUCCUGCUGCGGGAGAAGCUCUCCAUCGCCGAGCUGAAGAAGCAGGAGCGCGAGCACCAGGUGCAGGAGGAGCGGCGGGGGCUGAACCGCGCGGAGAAGCGCCGGCACGCCGCCCUGCGGCGGGAGAUUGCCCGGCGGGAGGAGGAGGAGCGCGAGGCGGCCCGCCGGGCCAUGGAGGAGAAGCUCAGCCGCUCCUCCGAGAACUACGAGCAGAUCGUGGAGCGGCGGGAGCGGGAGCUGAGGGAGAAGGCCCGGCGCGAGGAGCAGCAGAUCCAGAAGGCCCGGCGGGCGGCCGAGCGGCGGGAGCGGCAGCAGCAGGAGCAGCAGGAGGCGCGGGCCAGGGAGGCGGAGCGGCGGGCGCAGCAGGCGGCGCAGGUGGCGGAGGAGCGGGCCAGGGAGAAGGCGCAGCGGGCGGUGCAGAGCCGGCAGGAGAAGGAGAAGCUGCAGCGGCUGAACCGGCAGCGGGUGGAGGAGGAGGAGCAGCAGCGGCGGCUGGAGCUGCUGCAGUCCAUCGAGCGCAAGCUGGAGAAGAGCGAGCAGAUCUUCCGGGAGAAGCGGGCGGUGCUGGAGAGCGCCCGCUCUGUGGCCCGCGCCUCCUUCCACGUGCGGGACCGCGUGCGCGAGGAGACCAACGUGCGCACCUUCGACAAGAUGGCCCUGGAGGCCCAGCUGAAGGCCAGCCUGGACGACAAGUAGAGAGCCCCUCUCCCCGACCCCCAUGAAAGCAGACUGCUCCCAGACUCCCCCUGCUGGGGACGUGCUGUUAUUGCGGCUCCCUCCACGUGGGCCACGCCCUUACGCUACGGCGGGUUUCCUUGUCUCCUGUAGGACUGCGUUUCAUAUCGAGACUCUUAUCGUUUCCCCAUGCGAUCACCCUCCAUCUUAAAUGAAGCUAGAUUGUUAUUCCAUUGACGGUAUCGGGGAGUGCCUGGCUUCAGCGUAGCUGCAUUCAUAAUGGAGCCAACUGGACCAUUUCAGGAGAACGAGAGGGAGGGGGAUGGGAUCUCCCGCUGCAGAGUGCUUUUGUGCGUGUGUGUGUGUGUGUGUGUGUGUGUUCGCUCACUCUGCGGGGCUUCUCUUCUGAUGGAUAGCUUGGAGUCGCUGAGUUUGGCGCACUGAAGAUUGAAUGGAAUUGAAGAGUUGACGAGGCAGAGCUGGCAUAAGCAGACGUGGAAGGACUUCAGUGGCACCGUUUCAGCCAGCACCGUGACCCCGGCCCAUCACACCAACCGACCAAUCGCAAGGUCCGCUUGUGACAGAAAAGCGGCUUUGUCAGCCAGGAAGCAGGGCUCCAUGACAACUGCACUAGCUUUUCUUUAAAUGUAAAAAAAAAAAAAAAAAAAAAAAAAAGAAAAAGGCUAACUGUUUAUUAGCCAAAGAACAAACGUGGGUCUAUCUGUACACAAGGGCCCCGAAGCUGCAGUUAGAGAGCAGGCUUUCCCUCGUACGCAUCUACGCCCACGCUGACAGUGCAGGCCGCGGACUGGCAUCAACCGAAAAACACCCACAGUGCAUCACCACCACCGCUAACGAACCUCCACUGCAGGGAGGGGAGAGGGGCGGGGGGGGGGGACUUCAGCAGGAACCGUCCGCUCCUUACAGAGGGGUUUGAGCCCGACGAUUGGAGAACCGGUCCCCAGCAGAGCCAGCUCUUCUCCCGGUGACCCCGCGUUCGGCCACGCUGCAAGGCCGGGCUCAGCAUGCCACAGUACUUGGAGCUGGAGACGGUUCUGCUUCUGGUUCCCUGUGCUCUGGAGUGCUCUGCAGCCAACGGAAUUCUGCUUCAGCAACAGUUCCACAGCAGCAGCAGCAGCAGCAGGUCGUAGCGUAGAUGAUCCAGAUGUGCAGUGACAUUGAUUCACCGUGAAAUAAAUAGGUUAAAUUAAUUCCUCCAGGGUCAACACUUCUUCAGUUUUUCUCUGAACAGGCAACGCUUUGCUGUGACAGUUACACAUGCAAAAAAAAAAUCACCAUUCUGUUCCGUUGUGUUCAGCAUCAUCAUCAUCAUCAUCAUCAUCGUUGGCCGUUGGUCAUUGCGUUCAUGCCCAGUUGGGGACUGAGCAGAAUACAGCCGGGGCAGUGAUUGGGCUGGUCUGAGCUGUAGAGUACGUUCUGUCAUUCGCAUUAUUCGAAUUAGAACAUUUUAAGAUGUCAAACUGCAUAAAUAAAUGUCACAAAAAAAAGGACGCAAAUAAAAUGUUUUUCAUCGUUUAGCUACA